Molecule: messenger RNA, 642 nt
Organism: Fusarium fujikuroi IMI 58289
Lineage: Eukaryota; Fungi; Ascomycota; Sordariomycetes; Hypocreales; Nectriaceae
Exons: 2
Coding region: 1-642 (213 amino acids)
Source: RefSeq, a predicted model, not a curated record
AUGAGUCUCAAGUUCUACUAUAAAACAUACUCAACGGCUGAUUUAACCGUUGCGGUCCUGGCUGAGCUGGAACAUGGACUGUCUGAGCCUAUCGCGGAGAGAAUCGAGGUUGACCUCCAGAAGGGAGAAAGCCGCACCCCUGAAUAUCUUAAGGGUGUGAACCCCAAUGGACUUGUUCCGGCUAUAGUCCACGAUGGCGUAAGCAUUUGGGAAGCUUCCGCUAUCACUAUGUACCUCGGUGAAACCUUUGGGGUUGAGCGUCCUGCCAAUAACAAAGAAGCGCCGGUACUCUACCCCCCUCCUGGUACCUCCCGUGGAAAGGCUAUGACGUGGAUUGUUUGGGCAAGCACCGAACUUGGGAAGAAAGGCGUUGCCCUCGGAGAAAGUCAAGCUUCCAAGUCAAAGGAUCAGUUGGACAAGGCAAUGAGCGAGCUCAAUGAGAAAGUACGCAUUCUGGAUAAUUCUCUUCAUGACCGGGAUUACAUCCUUGGGGACUGGUACUCGAUUGUUGACACGCAUCUCUGGGCUACUGUCAGGUGGCUGACUUACAUGGGUUUGGACCUGGCUGCGUUCCCUACCCUGGAGGCCUGGAAGAAGAAGAUUGAACAGAGACCGGCUAUUCAGCAGCUUCAACAGCAGUAG